Molecule: messenger RNA, 1027 nt
Organism: Aspergillus welwitschiae
Lineage: Eukaryota; Fungi; Ascomycota; Eurotiomycetes; Eurotiales; Aspergillaceae
Product: putative mRNA splicing factor RNA helicase (Prp16)
Exons: 2
Coding region: 23-964 (313 amino acids)
Biological process (GO): mRNA splicing, via spliceosome
Cellular component (GO): spliceosomal complex; intracellular anatomical structure
Molecular function (GO): RNA binding
Source: RefSeq, a predicted model, not a curated record
CCUCACACCACUAGGACGUCGAAUGACACCAUUCCCAAUGGACCCCCCGCUCGCGAAGCUCAUCAUCACGGCCGCAGAAACCUACGGCUGCAGCGAGGAAAUGCUAACCAUCGUAUCUAUGCUAUCCGUCCCCAGCGUCUUCUACCGUCCCAGAGAGCGACAAGAAGAAUCCGACGCCGCGCGCGAGAAAUUCUUCGUCCCAGAAUCCGACCACCUCACUUUACUCCACGUGUACACGCAAUGGAAAGCAAACGGCUACUCCGACGGCUGGUGCACACGCCACUUCCUCCACGCCAAGGCACUGCGGCGGGCGCGCGAAGUCCGCGACCAGCUGCACGACAUCAUGACGGUGCAGAAGAUGCCCUUGGUCAGUUGCGGCACUGACUGGGACGAGAUCCGCAAAUGCAUCUGCUCGGGUUUCUACCACCAAGCCGCGCGCGUCAAGGGUAUCGGCGAGUUCCUCAACCUCCGAACCAGCGUCAGCAUGCAACUCCACCCGACCAGUGCUCUCUACGGUCUGGGAUAUGUCCCGGAGUACGUGGUCUACCACGAAUUGAUCCUCACCAGCAAGGAGUACAUGUCUACCGUGACUGCUGUAGAUCCACAUUGGCUCGCCGAACUCGGAGGUGUCUUCUACUCCGUCAAAGAAAAGGGAUAUUCUCAGCGCGAGCGCCGCAUCACCGAACAAGAGUUCAACCGGCGCGUGGAGAUCGAGACUCAGAUGGCGGCGGACCGCGAACGCGCCGCAGCCGAGAAGCAGCGCGAGGCGGAGAGGAACGAUCCAUCCAGACGCAGAAAGGAGAUUGAAGUGGGGUCUGUUGUGCGGAGGCCUGUCGCGACAGCAAGACGUGUAGGGGGUGUGACGGCCUCGAGUAGUGGUGGUGGUGCGCGCAACGGUGGAAGUGGAGGCGGAAGCGUGGUUAAGAAGCCGCAGAUUAAGCGGAAACCAGGACGGGCCUUUUGAUUAUACUAGAAUAUCGAAUAUACUAUACCCAGGGAUAUAUUGAAUAGAUUACGAGUUGAUACU